AUGAAACCGCCAAUAUUCCUAGGUGGAAUUGAACCAUUGAAAGCAGAAACAUGGUUGCUUGAGAUGGAAAAACUGUUUGAGGUGUUUCCCUAUACCGAGAUUCAAAAGGUUUUAUUGGUCACUUACACUCUGAAAGACGAAGCUCGGAGGUGGUGGUUACUGAUUCGGAAUACCAAUGCGAAUAUGACGUGGGCUCGAUUUAAUGAGAUCUUUUAUGAAAAAUAUUUUCCUCAAUGUUUUCGGGACCAAAAGGCGUCUGAAUUCCAAGAACUUAAGCAAGGCCGAAUGUCCGUAGAUGAGUACGAGGCAAAGUUCACCGAAUUAGCUAGAUUUGCUCCUCAUAUGGUGGACACAGACUACAAGAAAGCUCGCAAAUUUGAGGGACGAUUGGACUAA
Camellia sinensis is the source of this 396-nucleotide messenger RNA. The record is from RefSeq and is a predicted model, not a curated record. Lineage: Eukaryota; Viridiplantae; Streptophyta; Magnoliopsida; Ericales; Theaceae.